AUGUCCUCAACCGAAGGAAAAUCACACGGAAUUCAACCACCCACAACCGCCCCAACUGGUCACCCUCUUCCACGACGUGUCCCGCCCUCACAAUCUGUGACUCUCCGGCACCAGCUCUUUGCCCGCGAUGCCUCUAAUCGAGUUAGGCCAGGCUCUCCCUUGGCAAAGGAGAGGACGCCCACAUUCCCUCGCCCAAACUCUUCAAGCGAGAGCCAUGAUACCGGUCCGAGUGAUCCCAAGAAUUGGUUUGAUCAGUCAAACGAAAACCCAACAGCAACUUUCGACAACACUGUGAUGGAUGUUGACCCUCCCUUCUUCCAGAAAGAGUCAGACUCGUCCAAUGAGGAGAAACCAUAUACCUAUGGCAACCAAUUGGCCCCGCCAAAAGUCGAGACGGCCCAAAGCAGUAGUGCAGACGACUACCGAAGCGUCAUCGACGACCUAACCAUCGAAAUCCAACGUUUAAAGGAGGAAUUGAAGCGGUAUAAGCAAUUGGGCCCAGACAUGCUCAGAAAGGAGAAACUGUUCGAGAUCAAGGUUCACGGUCUACCUAAUACGAAAAAAAGAGAACUCGAGGCAACGCUGAGAGAUUUCGCCGCCGGCCUCGGAAGCUCCCCGAGCGGAUCAUCUUCGCAAAGGAACAAGAAAUCAUCUCGUCAUGCAAACCGCGAUCGUAUGUACUCUGCAUCAGGAUCUAUGUCGAAGCAUGCACCUUCAACGUCCGACUCCUACUUCAGACACGCUGAUUCUGCGUACGCCUCCAUGUCUAUCGGCGCCAAGUCUGGUACAUCUCUCGCUCGCCCCAUGAUGAUGGGCUCAAAAGAUGCAAAUGAGAAAAAGGUCCAGAGUUACUUGCGAGACAUUCCUGAAGGUCUUUAUCCACGACACAUGAUCAUGACAGAGAGGGAAAGGAAGAAACUCGUUGUUCGUCGUCUUGAACAUCUCUUUACUGGAAAGAUUGGUGGUCGCCAUGCCCCAAAGAAACCACUUACACCACACGUGGGCAAGCCGGUGCAGACACCCAUCACCGUCGACGUACAACCCCAGGCACCAACCGCACUAGAUCGGUCACCAUGCGUUCAAUCAGAGCCCGCCCGUGAAGCGAAAAUCCUCCCCUUGGAGCAACAAUCUGGAUAUUCGGGCAAGAAGAGUCAGUCAAGAGAUAAUGAAUCUGCCUCCAACUCCCGCGGCGAUCAGACAGAGUCCGGUGGCAAUGGCAGCGGCAGCGGCAGCGGCUCCGGAGCAAAUCAUUCUCCACCCUUGCCACCGCCAGCACCAGAGCAGCGGCCCACACGGCCCCGAGACCUGGAUCCCGACCGCGCCCAAAUUCCAUCAGAAAAUAUGGACUACAUUCGCCACCUUGGCUUAGCGCCCCCGGAACUGUUACCGGAACCGCCAAUGGCAUCCGCCCCUGUCCAGGCUGACGCCGAUGGAUGGGUCUACUUGAAUCUCCUCUGCAAUCUGGCUCAGCUCCAUAUUAUCAACGUCACUCCGGAAUUUGUUCGAGUAGCCGUCUCUGAGUUCAGCUCGAAAUUCCAAUUGUCCUCUGAUGGGCGCAAGAUUCGGUGGCGAGGCGGGUCCCGAGGCACUAAGUUUAGCAGCGACAGUUCUGGAUACAAUUCACAGCAGAGCCCUAACUGUGAUACUGAUGAUUCAAACAAGAAAACACGCAAGCGUCAGAAGGCCGUUAGUUCAGCGGAUGACGACUUUCACGCAGGAAGCUCGACCAAGAAAGCAUCCAAAUUCGGCGCACAAGUACCCAGUUUCUCUGAAAAUUUCCAUUAUAAGCCGAUCCUUGCGCAACGAGAUUACUCAACCUCCAUGGACGAAACUCUUUCAUCUGUUGGGCCUCCCGAGGAAAGUAAUGUUGACGACUCUCGCUGGGGUAUGAGCGGUUCUGGUACGUCGAAUCGGCGUAAACGUCGCCAUGACGGCGCCAUCAUCUAUUACAGCGGCGCGCCUUUCUGCACGGAUUUGUCAGGCGACCCAGGAGAUGUUUCCACCUCACCAAAUAUGCUUACAGACAGCCAAACCACACAUAGUUUACAUCGACAACCACUUCCCAAUCGCUCUCCUUCUGGAAGAACAUACUCUGGGUCUUUCAUCAACGACAGGCCUUUGAGUGACAGGGGAUCUUUUUUACGAUCCAGUUCGGAAAUGAACAUGGAUGAUAACGGAAGGACACCGAAAUGGACCGCCGAUGAGGCCGAAGAGUUGAGCGAUGUCGAACUGGAUCUGGUCUGGUCAACCGAGAAGCAAUACAUAAAACUUCACCCCCUGGAGCCCUGUGGUCUUGGUGGUAUUCGACCAGAUGACCACUUCAUGGUGGUCGUCGCUACAAAGCGAUCAAAACAAGAUGCAAUCCCAACGGAUACAUCACAUCGGCAACCAGGGUCGGAUGAGACGACCGAUGGGAUCAUCCGUCGUUUAACCACCAUGUCGACGUCGUCGCCUGACCUUCAAGCCUUCAGAAUGACACCCCACCGCGGAAUUCGACCCAUGGGAAUCGAGUAUGUUUCUGGCGGGAUCAAGCGUCUUCACCCAGUUCCUCUCCCACCCCCAGCCAUGUUCAUCUCGCCGUUCAGUUCCGAUGAGUCCACGACAGAUGACAUGUUUGCCUCUGAAUCCAUGGACGAUCUUGAAUCGUCUGAGGAGAUGAUGAGCCAGCUUGCAAACCCCCACCAACCCGAUGACUACCCCGAUGGGGUCGACCUCAGCAGCGGUGACGAGGACGGCGAGGAUCCAGACGACUCCCCUGGCGAGCACAACAUGUAUGACACGAGUGGGAAUGUCAACGCCCUAGGGUUGCCAAAUCGAAGCCGAGUUACCACACGACGAAAUUCCAGCAGUGCUGCAGCGGCAGCGGGGACAGCUCGCGAAGGUAGUAAGAGUACCUCUGCACAGAGGAUGCUUUCCCCCGGUGGAACAUCCGCUGUGACUGUUGGGGGAAGUAUGAGUGGGUACAGUACCAGCGAGGAGGAGAGCCCUUGA
This is a messenger RNA of Ilyonectria robusta, 2991 nucleotides long. RefSeq names its product frequency clock protein. Gene Ontology annotation, biological process: regulation of DNA-templated transcription; circadian rhythm. Gene Ontology annotation, cellular component: nucleus; cytoplasm. The record is from RefSeq and is a predicted model, not a curated record. The transcript is spliced from 2 exons. NCBI's taxonomy places the organism in Eukaryota, Fungi, Ascomycota, Sordariomycetes, Hypocreales, Nectriaceae. The coding region runs from base 1 to 2991 and encodes 996 amino acids.